CAGCGCCUUUUGCGCGCCCUGCUUGCAAAGAUGGCGAUGGCUGUUGGCGCGCGGGAUGUUUGCAGAGCCGUUGCACAGUCCCUGGGUAGCAAAAUGUGAAUGCGGCAGGAGGAGAGUGCCAGCGGAAUGAGUCGGCGAAGGAAGCAUGCGGACAGCCCUGCGCGGAGGAGCACGCCGCGCAGGGCGGCUGCCGAGGACUGCUGCUCGGCGGGGGAGCCGGGGUCCCGGUGGUCCCGGACGGCCCGCGACUCCCGGCUCUGCCGGGCGGGAGCGCGGCCUUUGCGGCGGGAGCAGCGCCGGGCGGCGGCUGACAGCGGCCGGAGCCCCGGGGAAAAGUAUAAGACACCAACAAGAGUUGUGAAAACGGAUUUAUUAUCCUGUGCCUUCAGCUCUCCUAACGAUCCAGAUGGACAGACUGAUAUCUUCUGGGAUCAAAAUUCUCCACUGACCAAACAGUUAGGUAAAGGAAGAAGGAAGCAGAUUUCCAGUACAUACACUGAUGAGAUUUCACACAUUGUCAGCCGUAUUGCACCUCAGGAUGAGAAACCAGUGACAAACUCUAUGCUGGGUGUGUGGAUUGGCGACACUGCUAUUCCUUGUACUCCUAGUGUAGCCAAAGAAAAGUCAAGAGUGAAAAUCAGCUGCACAAAGUUAAAAACACAAAAUCGAGAAAAAGAACUUAUGAAAUUGGCUAAACAGUUUGAUAAAAAUAUGGAAGAACUUGAUGUGAUUCAAGAACAAGAUGUGAAGAAUCAUGAUUUUAUCCAGACAACUUCAGAAGUGGGACAUUUGCACAACCUUCAAGAUUCUGCACAGACAGAGACAGAUGAUACAGUUCCUGAAAUCAGUUGUGCUCUAUUAAAGAAGCAAAUGGAAGAAAACACCAGGAUAUCUGUGGCAAAGGAGCAAGACAGAAUUCAGAAACCCUUUGACCAAAAUGUUGAAGCAGCCCUUAAUGCUAUUUUUGAUGGUUCCACUCAGAUGUGUAGUGGACAGCUAAGCCAAGAUCUGCCAGAUGCUUUUGUGAACAAUAGUAAAACUACCUUUGUAAAGCAAAGAAGCUUAAUAGAAGAGGAAGUUACUAAUGAAACUCUGCUCACUGAAAACUUGCCAGAUAAAACUCUGAAAUCACCUUCCCCUCAGGUAGAUACUGCCUUACUGCAGAAAUCAUGUGUGACUCCCUGUGCGAAGAAGCCAGAAGCUUCGAAUAAACAUCUUGAUGGGUUGACUACUAGUGAUUUUGAGGACGAUUGGGAAAGCUUACUAGGCAAUGAACCUUUCCUUAUGGAAAAUGCUGAAAUGCUUGAACUCUUUCCUUCUACAACUGCCCAAGUUACUGGUCAGAAGGCAGUUUGUACUGUUAUUGCUCAAAAUGAUACAAUCACGUCAACAACAAAUAAGAAUCUAGAUGGAAAGUUAAGAGAUUCAAAAGUAACUCUGGAUCUUCCAUCAAAGACAUGUAACAGAGAACUAAGAAAUUCAGAAGGAUAUAGGUUUUUAUCACAUCCAAGUGAUGAAUCAAGCAAGUUACCAUUAACUGGAAGUAAAGUGAGGUUUGAGAAAUCUUUCAAUAACAUUAAAAAUGAAGGUUGUGUUGAUGUCUCUAAUCUUAUAAGAGUAAAAGAAGAUAGUCGCAAGUGUACAUUUAAUGUGUGUGCUUCUGACAAUUCUGGUUCAUACUCAAGAUACCCUAAUGAAAAAAAUGUUAACCUGCCUUUGAAAGCACCUAUUAUUGAUUGCCCCCUUGGUUCUGUAUCCUUGGGUAAAGAAAACAGUGUUUGUAUUGCAAAUCAGACUAAUGCAUCAAAGUUCAGUUCUUCCCUUGAUGACUGGAAUGAUCCUUUGGUGGCCAGUGAAAUGAUUAAAGCAUGCCAUGAGUUAGAGACUACCUGGGAAGCAGAUGAUGUCGAUGAUGAUUUGCUAUGUCAGGCAUGUGAUGACAUUGAAAGACUAACUCAGCAAGAAAACAAGGGCAGCAAGGAAGCAGAAAGUAUAAAUAACACUCCCAAACACAGAUCCAGAAAUACUUGGACUGCAUCUAAACGAAGCCAGGCAGUGCCUUCUACACAUUGGAAUCCUGUCGGUUCCUCAGUGCCUUCAUCCUUACCAAAGAACUCACUGAUACAUCCAUCAGUAAAGGUGGAAAAAAGAGACACGUGUGGAGAUUAUCCCAAUAUUUUGGAUGCUACAACAAAUUUGUCUGUGUGCCCUAAGAAUUCAAAUGAUCAUCAACAUGUACCACUACAGGUGAAUAGCUCAAAAUUUAUUCUUGCAGGAAGUUCAAGUUUGAAUGUUAGUUUGGGUCCUAAGAGCACAGAAAUGACUACUAAUAAGUUGAGUACCCAUCAACUAUCCCACGGCACCUUAGCAGAUAGAGCUCAGAAUGACAGCAAAAUACAGAAGUUUUCAAAAUUUACAUUUAAGACAAAAAAUCCGCAGUUUCUUUCUCAGUUAAAUCAAAGUUGUAUAGCAGGAAGUAUGCCUGUUAGCAAAAUCUUGCAGGAUUUUGGAAAAAAGGAAACUGUCAAUUCAUUGUUUGAGGCUAAUCAACAGCAAUCUUCAAUAAAAUAUUCUGAGUCUUUGAAACCAUCUUCUAAAGGUGAAGAAGAGAGGAACAGGAAGUACUCCCCCGAAGAAAUUCAACGGAAAAGGCAGGAAGCACUGGUUCGAAGAAAGGCCAAAGCACAGGCGAACCCUGCUGUGCAUUCAGCUCCCAUUGCACUGCUUUGAUGGAAUCUCAGUCAGACGGUUUCAUAGCUGUUAAUAACUAUCUAUGAUAGGACUUCUGAUCAUGAUUUCUCUGUGAGAAAUUUAAUGCUUCUACUUUAUUAUUUAAUAAAUCAGUGUUUACAAUGGUAAAUGAAA
Molecule: messenger RNA, 2865 nt
Organism: Peromyscus leucopus (white-footed mouse)
Lineage: Eukaryota; Metazoa; Chordata; Mammalia; Rodentia; Cricetidae
Gene: Etaa1
Product: ETAA1 activator of ATR kinase
Source: RefSeq, a predicted model, not a curated record